GCGCCUCGGAACCGCCCGCUGUUGGCGCGCGCCGGGCGUUCAGGCCUGUAGUUGCGUUCUCUCUGCCGCUUCCCUUUUCUCUCCCCGCCUCCCUUCCUCGGUGCCAACGCAGCCGGGGCUGGAGGGGAGCCGGAGCCCAGCCGCAGCCGGAGUCAGAAACGCUGCCCGAGCCGCAGGGACGUGGACACAUGGAGGCCUGAGGCGGCGAGCGCCCCCCGGGCUGCGGCGCGUCCGAGCGUCCCUCGCGCCCCUGCCGUCGCCGCCGGCCGGCGGGGCUGGAGCGGAGGAGUCCACGCUCGCCGACACAGGCUCUCUUGUGGAAAUGGCUGUGUGAGGACAAGUUAUCCACUACAUUAGAAGAUGGGAUCGAAUAGCAGUAGGAUCAGUGAUCUUCUUGAAAAUGAGUACUUAAAGAAGUUGUCAGGCACAGAGUCCAUCUCUGAGAAUGACCCAUUCUGGAAUCAGCUCUUUUCAUUUUCUUUCACCGCACCAACUAGCAGUACUGAAUUGAAGCUGUUGGAAGAGAGAACCGUUUCAGUCUGCAAGUCUUUAGUUGAAAACAAUCCUCGAACUGGAAAUUUUGGUGCCCUAAUUAAAGUCUUCCUUUCUAGAACCAAAGAACUCAAACUUUCAGCAGAAUGUCAAAACCACAUCUUCAUUUGGCAGACACAUAAUGCCCUGUUUAUUAUUUGCUGUUUGCUGAAAGUAUUCUUCUGUCAGAUGUCAGAAGAGGAGUUACAGCUUCAUUUUGUAUAUGAAGACAAGUCCCUUGGCAGCUAUGAUUCUGAGUCUGAAGAUCUUUUGGAAGAAUUGCUCUGCUGUGUGGUGCAGUUAAUCACGGAUAUCCCACUUUUAGACAUUACAUAUGAAAUAUUGUUUGAAGCCAUAACAACAAUGAUUGUUUUCCUUUCCUGCCAACUCUUCCACAAGGAAAUUCUGCGAGAGAAUAUCAAUCAAAAGUAUUUGAUGCAAGGUGCAUGUCUUCCAUACACCAGCAAACUUGUGAAAACCUUAUUAUAUAACUUUAUCAGACAAGAAAAGCCACCACCUUCAGGAGCCCAUGUAUUUCCUCAGCAUUCAGAUGGGGGAGGACUACUGUAUGGACUGGCAUCAGGAGUAGCAACUGGACUCUGGACUGUCUUCACCCUAGGCAGCGUGGGCAGCAAAACAGCAGCCCCUCCACAACUUUCGUCCCCUCUGGCCAACCAGAGUCUGCUGCUCCUGCUGUCAUUGGUCAACCUCACUGACUCUCCAUGUGCGCCCAACCCCUAUAGACAAGCCAUGAUGUCCUUUAAGAACACACAAGACAGCAGCCCUUUUCCCUCGUCAAGUCCACAUGCCUUCCAGAUUAACUUUAACAGUUUGUACACAGCCUUGUGUGAACAGCAGACAUUUGAUCAAGCAGCCACACUCCUCUUGUACACACUGCUCCAUCAGAAUAGCAAUGUCAGAACUUAUGUGCUGGCUCGAACAGAUAUGGAAAAUCUUGUUUUACCAAUUCUUGAGAUUCUGUAUCACGUUGAAGAAAGAAAUUCACACCAUGUAUAUAUGGCCCUUAUUAUCCUGUUGAUGCUUACAGAAGAUGAUGGCUUUAAUAGGUCUGUUCAUGAAGUGAUAUUAAGAAAUAUUACUUGGUAUUCAGAACGAGUUUUAACUGAAAUCUCACUUGGGAGUCUCCUGAUUUUGGUUGUAAUAAGAACCAUUCAAUAUAAUAUGACUAGAACAAGAGACAAGUACCUUCACACCAAUUGUCUGGCAGCUUUAGCAAAUAUGUCAGCACAGUUCCGUUCUCUCCACCAGUACGCCGCCCAGAGGAUCAUCAGUUAUACCUGCCGCCACUUGCGGAGAUAUGUGUAUGUGUUGGACAAACUGUGUCUCCCCCACUCUCACUGUUCUACGCUUCAGCAUUGCUUCUCGGCCCUCAGUGACAAUGGAGAGGAACUCUUGUCUUUAACUUGCUCUCAUAUUCUCAGAUCCUAUGCUUCCAGUUUGUUUUCUUUGCUGUCUAAAAAACACAACAAAGUUCUGGAACAAGCCACCCUGUCCCUGAGAGGUUCUCUGAAUUCCAGUGACACUCCUGUACCCGAUUAUGCACAGGACCUCAGUGUCAUUGAAGAGGUGAUUCGAAUGAUGUUAGAGAUCAUCAAUUCUUGCCUGACAAAUUCUCUUCAUCACAACCCAAACCUGGUGUAUGCACUGCUUUACAAACGGGAACUCUUUGAACAAUUUCGGAUGCAUCCUUCAUUUCAAGAUGUAAUGCAAAAUAUUGAUCUGGUGAUCACCUUCUUUAUCUCGAGGCUGCAGCAGGAUGGAGCUGAGCUGUCAGUAGAACGGGUUUUGGAAAUCAUUAAACAAGGAGUUGUUGCACUGCCCAAAGACAGACUAAAGAAGUUUCCCGAACUGAAAUUCAAAUACGUGGAAGAAGAGCAGCCUGAAGAAUUUUUCAUCCCCUACGUCUGGUCUCUGGUCUACAACUCCGCAGUAGGCCUGUACUGGAACCCUCGGGACAUCCAGCUGUUCGGGAUGAGUUCUGACUGAGACCGGCUGCACCCUGCCCUCCCUCCCGGCCCAGCAGCUCUGCUACUUACUUUAUUUCUAGGGAGCAAAAGCAGACAGACAGAUUGCUCAGUGUGUCUUCCAUCAAAGAUGAUCACAUGUUUCCCUCACACACUUCGAUUUGGUAAACUGCUCCCAGUUGGCAAUAGAUCACUCAGCUUAGAUUAUAGUGCAAGGGGGGUGCAUAAUAAUAAAUGUAAAAAACUCA
This is a messenger RNA of Jaculus jaculus (lesser Egyptian jerboa), 2764 nucleotides long. It is a transcript of the gene Dym, whose product is annotated as dymeclin. NCBI's taxonomy places the organism in Eukaryota, Metazoa, Chordata, Mammalia, Rodentia, Dipodidae. Bases 361 to 2538 code for a protein of 725 amino acids. The record is from RefSeq and is a predicted model, not a curated record. Gene Ontology annotation, cellular component: Golgi apparatus. Gene Ontology annotation, biological process: Golgi organization. The transcript is spliced from 18 exons.